Messenger RNA from Anoplophora glabripennis (Asian longhorned beetle), 1485 nucleotides. Its product is annotated as chondroitin proteoglycan 1. Gene Ontology annotation, cellular component: extracellular region. The transcript has 5 exons. Bases 81 to 1403 code for a protein of 440 amino acids. The record is from RefSeq and is a predicted model, not a curated record. Lineage: Eukaryota; Metazoa; Arthropoda; Insecta; Coleoptera; Cerambycidae. Gene Ontology annotation, molecular function: chitin binding.
UAAUCCUUUUAUAGCUUUACCUGUAUAUCCAGUCCAGUCAUUUUUUUGUGUAGACAUAAGAGGGUGUAUUUGACGCUUAGAUGAUUACUUACGUGCUCCUGAUUUUGGGAUGCAGUGCCUUGAGUGCGGCUUCUCCCCCAACUGACUGUCCAACUGUUGACGGGCCUGAUUCAAUGUACUUCCCACAUGAAAAUUGCGAGCAAUUUUGGCAGUGUUCGAAUGGUGUACCCUAUUUGUUCAAAUGUCCGGCUGGCCUACACUUCAAUCCGGUUUUGAAUGUUUGUGAUUAUCCUGAAAGAGCUGGUUGUACCGGCGGUGGUGUUACAGAAAAACCACCACUCCCGACAACUACUGCAGCACCAACUACGACCGAAAAGCCAACUACAACAGAAGAGCCCACAACUGAAGUACCAACAGAGGCACCUACAACCACUGAAGAGCCAACUACUACCGAAGAACCUACAACAACCGAGGAACCAACCACUACCGAAGAACCUACGACAACUGAGGAACCAACCACUACCGCAGAACCAACGACAACUGAAGAACCAACUACUACCGCUGAGCCAACGACAACUGAGGAACCAACUACAACUGCAGAACCGACUACGACCGAGGAACCAACGACAACUGAAGAACCAACAACUACCACAGAAGCAACAACCACAACUGAGGCAACAACUACUACCGAGGCACCGACAACUACUACAAGACCCCCACCUACUCCUGAUCCAGAAAACCCAGGUGACGUAGGUUACAUUUGCAAGGAUAGGCCGGUAGAAUUUUUCCUGAGUGCUCAUCCCAAGGAUUGUGGCCUAUACAUUUCUUGUGACCAUGGCAAAGCCGACGUAAUGCCAUGUCCAGAUGGUUUGUGGUUCAGUCCCGCUAUAUUUGUUUGCGUAGACCGUAGUGCGGCACAAUGCACAGUUGAGUUAAUUAAACAGUUACAGUCUAUCCAGUGUUUUGCAGUAAAUUGGUCAUUGUUUAUUAAACCGGUUAUGAUAUAUAAAGUGGCAGGAUUAUGUUUUUCCCUACUAAUUUUUAUUAUAGUGGUUGCAGAAAAAAGCUGCCCAGAAUUAAAUGGAGAUCAACCCGUGCUAAUACCCAACCCAAGGGACUGUACUAAAUUUUUCAUAUGUGACACCGGCUUGGCGUUUGGACAAAACUGUUCGGAUGGACUCUAUUUCAACCCAACAAUAAAUGUCUGCGACCAACCGGAAAACGUAGUAUAUUGUGAAUACGACGAUUUUGUUUACAUUAAACCUCACUGCAAUUGUUCGAACUACGUUAUGUGCAACUAUGGCGUUGUAGAAGUCAGAGAAUGUGCUCAAGGAUAUCAUUACUCUGAAAGAUCUGAUAACCUUUCAAAUUAUGAUAACCCCUGUGAGGUGGGUGGUUGUUGAUUUGUAUUUACUGAUUUACAUAUAAGUGAUAUACCCAUGUUAUGUAUUAUAUUCUUACAAUAAAUAUCUAUUACUCUUACAA